This is a messenger RNA of Phoenix dactylifera (date palm), 1056 nucleotides long. RefSeq lists its product as uncharacterized. The record is from RefSeq and is a predicted model, not a curated record. NCBI's taxonomy places the organism in Eukaryota, Viridiplantae, Streptophyta, Magnoliopsida, Arecales, Arecaceae.
AGGUGGUUUGGGUCUACUACUAGAAAUCAAGGCCCCACCAUAUAUCCUUCCCAUUCUCCCCUCCCAAGUCUAUUCUCCCAAAAGGCCAUGUUCCCCGAGGACAAUAAUAAUUCUAGAAGCCCAAGCCGGAAGAGAUGGUUCUUCUUGCCGCCCUCCUGCUUCGUAGGUUCUCUCGUCUCCGAGACCGGCGGCUCCGACCGUCCCGGCGGCCCCUCCACGGUGUCGAAGCCCAAGCUCUCCCGGUUCUCCUGGUCCCGAAUCCGAAAGAAGAAGAAGACCGUCCCCCUCGACGGCGCUCCCCCUAACAUCGAGCAAGCUUCGGCUCAUAAGAUCAGUCCCUCCGAGAAGCCUUCCAAGGGUCGAACCAGUAGAAGCGGAAGCAACGCCAAGCAACUCCAACGCGAUGCAGUCACCCAACUUCACCCAGGCAUCAACCUCCAUCAGCCCCACCUCCCCCGAAUCUCCACGCAGCACCGCACCUGCAGCGGAGCGGCGCCACCCUCCUGGGAACUCGACCCAGGCCGCGGCGGGUCCAAGACCAGCCACGCCGGCUCGCCCGGGCACAUCCAUACGGCCGCCUCCAAUAAAAUCCCGGUUCGGACCGGGUCCCUCGAACCGGCCGCCGGGCUCUGGAUCAUGGUGGUGACUUUGGCCGUGAUGGUUUUCUUUGGACGCGUCUCGGCCGUUAUCUGUUUGUGCUUUUGCUUCUACAUCGCGCCACUUUUGAGCGUGGUAGAGGAUGAUGGCUCCAGCCGCGAAGGAGUGGGUUCAAGAGAGGUUGAUAUGGAUUCAGGGGAGUACAAGAAGAGAGUUAUAUUGGAAGGCUUGUUGGAAAGGAAUGGUCGGAAGCCAUCAGGUUUUUUAGUUGCCAUGGGUGCGUUGCAGAAAAGAUAGUUUUUUUUCUUUUUUUAAAAAAAAAUAUAUUAUUGUAUAUUGUUUUUGAAAUUAUGUUUGAUUUAUGAUUUUGGGAUAUACUGAGGUGUAAAUGAACAUGUAUGUGAGAAUUAUACAGUUAGAAGAAAUCUAGUUCAUGCAUCACACACCAUUUCUUUCGAA